Megachile rotundata (alfalfa leafcutting bee) is the source of this 1774-nucleotide messenger RNA. Its product is annotated as adenosine 3'-phospho 5'-phosphosulfate transporter 1. Lineage: Eukaryota; Metazoa; Arthropoda; Insecta; Hymenoptera; Megachilidae. The record is from RefSeq and is a predicted model, not a curated record. Gene Ontology annotation, cellular component: Golgi membrane; endoplasmic reticulum membrane. Gene Ontology annotation, molecular function: 3'-phosphoadenosine 5'-phosphosulfate transmembrane transporter activity. Gene Ontology annotation, biological process: transmembrane transport; 3'-phosphoadenosine 5'-phosphosulfate transport.
GUGUAAUUAUAUAAUAUUUAAUGGUUUUAAGUAAUAUUAUGAGAUAAUCUAUUGAUUGAUAAUCAUUUUUUUUAUCAAAAUUCCAUUAUAAUAAGAACAAUGCGAAAUUUUGUAAGUGAUUUUGUGAUUUGCAUAUUACUACUGCUUUCAGUAAGUCUUAUAUUUGGAGCUAGUGAAAUUAUUAAGUCUCUUGUCAAUACUGGAGACAAUUUUUUAAAAAAUACUUCCUACAGUUGGAUCAUCAGAUUAUGUUUAAAUUUAUUAAGUUAUGCUACUGUGCUAUUGCCAGGUUAUCUCAUGUACAAAUAUGUACGUCUUACCAAAUAUAUUCAGAGGGGAGGUAAAGGAUGCAUUCCAAGAUUAGUACAUUCGUGUUUUAUUGGUCAUUUUGAAACAGGACUUUUGGAUUCUUCAUCUUAUACGUCUACACCCUCUAAUCAACGUACUUUUACACAAGAUGCUCUGUUACUUUUAUAUUGCUUUUUUGGAUUACAAAUCAGUUAUUUAACAUGGGGUUAUUUACAAGAGAAGAUAAUCACACAGGAGUAUGAAAAUGUUGCUGGUAACAAAGAUCGAUUUCAAGACUCUCAAUUUUUAGUGUUUAUAAACCGGAUUCUCGCAUUUUUGAUGUCAGGAUUAUAUUUAUUAAUUCAAAGGCAACCUCAACAUAAAGCACCUCUCUAUAAAUAUGCGUUUUGCUCUUUAUCAAAUAUUAUGAGCAGUUGGUGUCAAUAUGAAGCUUUAAAAUAUGUUAGUUUCCCAACACAGGUAUUAGCAAAAGCUUCGAAAAUCAUUCCAGUAAUGAUAAUGGGAAAAAUAAUUUCUCAAACCACGUAUGAGUAUUAUGAAUAUGUUACAGCAAUACUUAUUUCUAUUGGAAUGACAUUAUUUAUGUUAGAUAGUUCUGAUCAUAAAAAUGAUGGAGCUACUACUGCCUCUGGUGUUAUUCUCUUAGGAGGCUACUUAUUGUUAGAUAGUUUUACAAGUACUUGGCAAAAUGCAUUAUUCGUGGAAUACGGUGCAACAAGCGUACAAAUGAUGUGUGCAGUUAAUAUGUUUUCCUGCUUGUUAACUGCACUAUCUUUAUUUCAGCAAUCUAGUUUUCCUCUCAUACUAUCUUUCAUGACAAAGUAUCCUAGAUUCAUCAUGGAUUGCUUACUUAUAUCGAUUUGUUCUGCAAGUGGUCAGUUAUAUAUUUUUUAUACAAUUUCUAAAUUUGGACCAGUAACGUUCGUUAUUAUGAUGACUAUACGACAGGGUUUGGCCAUAUUGUUAUCCUGCUUGAUAUAUCAUCAUCGUGUAACAGUUAUUGGCAUAAUUGGUAUAUUAUUGGUAUUUGGUUCGGUAUUUUUGCGAAUUUACUGUAACAAUCGACUACGUGCGAUUAGAAGGCGUAGAGCUGCAGCGACUAGUAUAAAAGAUUAAUUCAUAGGGUGGAACUGUAGAUACAAAUUCUAUAAAAUGUUGCGUGUUUUCCUUUUAAAUGCACACAUAUUUUAUUAAGUAUUUUCAGUCAUAAGAUCUGUAUGCGUAUGUCACAUACAUUUAAAAAGAAAAAGGUCAUUUACUUAUUAAAUAUUUAUAAUAAAUAUUCGCUACUCCAUGACGUAUUUUUAAGUGAAAAAUAGCUUUGAAAUACGUAUUAAAACUGAUUAUUUUGCAAAAAUUCGUUAUUUAUUAACGAAAUAUUUAUUUUGCUGUAAAUAUCAGAUAGAGACGAACAAAUGUAUAAUUUUUACUAAAACGUAUUAAUAAAUAAUAUCGUGAAAUUUUA